CCCCAGGAGUUUCUUUAACUCCUGGAGGGGCAGGACCUGGAUACGCUUCCUCCAGCUUGGUGGGGUGACCCUAGAGCUCCUGAAACCACCAGGGAUAUUGGGGAGUGUCUGGGUCUCUCAGCUGCCGUGCUGGGGGGGUCUCAGGUGUCUUUGACAAGCUUUUCAUAUACCGAGCAUCUCGGUGCUGAGCACUUCAGACCUUUCUGAGGCCCAGAGACCCUGGGCUCUGCAUAUUCAGCAUGCAGGUCUUUGCACUUCCCACCUGCUGCUUGGACGUUGGGAGGAGCAUCCACGUCCAGAUAGGAGCUGAGACGUUUUGAGGAAUGGCAUUAAUCACAGUUGCCAAAGUUGGCCUGCACAUUGAGCCAGCACGUCCACAUAAGUUGCCUUUUGACAGAGCUGUGGCCAUGGCCGCAUAGUAGGACCGGCGUCCCAGACCCUGAGGCCAGAUACUGUAGAAGAAACAAAUGCCUCUAAGUACCAAAAGAGAAGCGCAGAACUUGAGUCAAACUUCAGAUCACUGACUUCUGAAUCUGCAUUGGGAACAUGGCAGUUGUGUCAGAAGGGCCCACACCAGCAUCUCAGAUCAGAAUGAGUGAAGAAGCAUGUCGAACCCGCAGUCAGAAGCGAGCCCUUGAACCCGACCUAACGGAGGAUGAUGUGGAGAGCAAGAAAAUGAAAAUGGAGAGAGGACCAUCAGAGCUAACUGUGGACGGAGACACCAGGGUGAUGCCUGAGCUGGGUACAGGUCCAGCCCAGGGGUUGCUGAGGACAACAGAGGCCAUGGCCACGGGAUCAGGCGAAGGAAUGGUAGGGGACGGGCCUGUGGACAUGCGUACCUCACACAGUGACAUUAAGUCUGAGAAGAGACCCCCCUCACCUGAUGUGAUCGUGCUCUCUGACAGUGAGCAGCCAUCAAGCCCAAGGGUGAAUGGACUGACCACAGCAGCCUUGAAGGACACCAGCACUGAGGCGCUCCUGAAAAGCAGCCCAGAAGAGCGAGAGCGGAUGAUCAAGCAGCUGAAGGAGGAGUUGAGGCUAGAGGAAGCGAAGCUGGUCCUGUUGAAGAAACUGCGACAGAGUCAAAUACAAAAGGAAGCCACGGUGCAGAAGCCUGCAGCUUCCUCGGGGAGUGCCGUGACCACCCCUCCCCCACUCGUGCGGGGUACACAGAACAUUCCUGUUGGCAAGACAUCACUUCAGACCUCCUCUGCUCGAAUGCCCGGCAGCAUCAUCCCACCACCACUGGUCCGAGGUGGGCAGCAGGUGUCUGCCAAACUGGGACCACAGGCCAGUUCCCAAGUAGUCAUGCCGCCGCUGGUCAGGGGGGCCCAGCAGAUUCACAACAUCAGACAGCAUUCCUCCACGGGGCCACCGCCCCUCCUCCUAGCCCCCCGUGCCUCAGUGCCCAGCAUGCAGAUUCAGGGACAGAGGAUCAUCCAACAGGGACUCAUCCGUGUUGCCAAUGUCCCCAAUACCAGUCUACUUGUCAACAUCCCUCAGCCCAGCGCAGCCUCACUGAAGGGGACAACAGUUGCCUCUGCUCAGGCCAGCUCCACCCCCAGCAGUGUGGCCUCUGUGGUGGCAUCUGUUGAGUCUCCAGCCAGCCGACAGGCUGCUGCCAAGCUAGCACUGCGAAAGCAACUGGAGAAGACACUGCUCGAGAUCCCGCCUCCCAAGCCCCCUGCUCCAGAGAUGAACUUCCUGCCCAGUGCUGCCAACAAUGAGUUCAUUUACCUGGUGGGCCUGGAGGAGGUGGUGCAGAACCUGCUGGAGACACAGGCGGGCAGGAUCUCUGCCAGCACGGCUGCUGCUGUGUUAUCCCGGGAGCCCUACAUGUGUGUUCAGUGCAAGACGGACUUCACAUGCCGCUGGCGGGAGAAGGGUGGAACUGUCAUGUGUGAGAACUGCAUGACGUCCAACCAAAAGAAGGCGCUCAAGGUGGAGCACACCAGUCGGCUGAAGGCUGCCUUUGUGAAGGCGCUGCAGCAAGAACAGGAGAUGGAGCAGCGACUGCUGCAGCAGGGCCUGGGUACUGCCAGCACCAAGGCUGAGCCUACAGCCCCGCAUCCCACGCUGAAGCAGGUCAUAAAGCCCCGACGUAAGUUGGCGUUCCGCUCAGGAGAGGCCCGUGACUGGAGUAACGGGGCUGUGCUACAGGCUUCCAGCCAGCUCUCCCGGGGCUCAGCCACAGCACCUCGUGGCGUUCUGCACACAUUCAGCCAGUCACCCAAACUGCAGAAUGCGGCCUCAGCUACGGCCCUGGUAAGCAGGACUGGCAGACACUCCGAGAGAGCCGUGGGCACCAGCAAGGGCACCACCUCCAACUGGAAGAAGACGCCCCUGAGUGCAGGUGGAACCCUUGCCUUCGUCAGCCCAAGCUUGGCAGUGCACAAGACCACCUCGGCUGUGGACCGUCAGCGGGAAUACCUCCUGGACAUGAUCCCUCCACGCUCCAUCCCCCAAUCAGCCACUUGGAAAUAGUGGGAGCCCGGCCCAGCUGAGGACAGGCCCUCUGCUCUCCCGCGGCCCCCUGGUCCAGGACGCGCAGACUACCCUCCUAACAAGUUGCCUGAGACAGCUCAGGCCUUGGCUAUUUAGCCUUGCAGUGGCCGGAAGAGGGUGCCACCUUGGUGCCCAGGAUCAGAACCAGGGACCUCCCCCGUGGGCCUUCUUCUUCCUUUUUGCCUUUAGUUUGCCCGACACCAGCAGAAACUCGGACCUUGGGGCCAGCUCUGCCUGGCCAGCAUGGGUGGGAGCUCACCCUGGACACUGUGACAUGCCCGGGCCAGCUGGCACCGGGGCUCCCGAAGUUGAGCCGGGGUUUUGUUCUCUUUCGGCUUUUCCCAUCUUAGCUCCUCAGUCUCAGCCUCCUCAUGGCCAUCUAUAGGUUGGAGUUUGGGUUUUUGUUUUUUCUUUUUUAAUCACCUCACGAUGAUGAUGGAAUUAAAAGUGAACUGUGUAGA
Messenger RNA from Peromyscus eremicus (cactus mouse), 2966 nucleotides. It is a transcript of the gene Gatad2a, whose product is annotated as GATA zinc finger domain containing 2A. Gene Ontology annotation, cellular component: NuRD complex. NCBI's taxonomy places the organism in Eukaryota, Metazoa, Chordata, Mammalia, Rodentia, Cricetidae. The transcript has 15 exons. The record is from RefSeq and is a predicted model, not a curated record. The coding region runs from base 547 to 2484 and encodes 645 amino acids. Gene Ontology annotation, biological process: negative regulation of transcription by RNA polymerase II.